Molecule: messenger RNA, 1347 nt
Organism: Elephantulus edwardii (Cape elephant shrew)
Lineage: Eukaryota; Metazoa; Chordata; Mammalia; Macroscelidea; Macroscelididae
Product: myosin-7-like
Exons: 12
Biological process (GO): actin filament organization; vesicle transport along actin filament
Cellular component (GO): vesicle; actin cytoskeleton; cytoplasm
Molecular function (GO): ATP binding; actin filament binding; microfilament motor activity
Source: RefSeq, a predicted model, not a curated record
ACAGUGAAGGAGGACCAGGUGAUGCAACAGAACCCGCCCAAGUUUGACAAGAUCGAGGACAUGGCCAUGCUGACCUUCCUGCAUGAGCCCGCGGUGCUCUACAACCUCAAGGAGCGCUAUGCCUCUUGGAUGAUCUACACCUACUCUGGCCUCUUCUGUGUCACUGUCAACCCCUACAAGUGGUUGCCAGUGUACAAUGCUGAGGUGGUGGCCGCCUAUCGGGGCAAGAAGAGGAGCGAGGCCCCGCCUCACAUUUUCUCCAUCUCUGACAACGCCUAUCAGUACAUGCUGACAGAUAGAGAGAAUCAGUCCAUCCUGAUCACGGGGGAAUCUGGGGCAGGAAAAACAGUCAACACCAAGAGAGUCAUCCAGUACUUUGCUGUUAUCGCUGCCAUUGGGGAUCGCAGUAAAAAGGACCAGACCCCAGGCAAGGGCACCCUGGAGGACCAGAUCAUUCAAGCCAAUCCUGCCCUUGAGGCCUUCGGCAAUGCCAAGACUGUCCGGAACGACAAUUCCUCCCGCUUUGGGAAAUUCAUUAGAAUCCACUUUGGGGCGACUGGAAAGCUGGCAUCUGCAGACAUAGAGACCUACCUUCUGGAAAAAUCCAGAGUUAUCUUCCAGCUGAAAGCAGAAAGAGAUUAUCAUAUUUUCUACCAAAUCCUGUCUAACAAAAAGCCUGAGCUGCUGGACAUGUUGCUGAUCACCAACAACCCCUACGAUUAUGCAUUCAUCUCCCAAGGAGAGACCACUGUAGCCUCAAUUGAUGACUCUGAAGAGCUCAUGGCCACUGAUAGUGCCUUUGAUGUGCUGGGCUUCACUCCAGAGGAGAAGAAUUCCAUUUACAAGCUGACAGGUGCUAUCAUGCACUUUGGAAAUAUGAAAUUCAAACAGAAGCAGAGAGAAGAGCAGGCUGAGCCAGAUGGCACUGAAGAGGCCGACAAGUCUGCCUACCUCAUGGGGCUGAACUCAGCUGACCUGCUCAAGGGGUUGUGCCACCCUCGGGUGAAAGUGGGCAAUGAAUAUGUCACCAAGGGGCAGAAUGUCCAGCAGGUGUCAUAUGCCAUUGGAGCACUGGCCAAGUCAGUGUAUGAGAAGAUGUUCAACUGGAUGGUGACGCGGAUCAACGCCACCCUGGAAACCAAGCAGCCUCGCCAGUAUUUCAUUGGAGUCCUUGACAUUGCUGGCUUUGAGAUCUUUGAUUUCAACAGCUUUGAGCAGCUCUGCAUCAACUUCACCAAUGAGAAGCUGCAGCAGUUCUUUAACCACCACAUGUUCGUGCUGGAACAGGAGGAGUACAAGAAGGAGGGCAUCGAGUGGGAGUUCAUUGACUUUGGCAUGGACCUGCAG